AUGGCUGAUAAAAACAUCUCUUCAGAUGCAAUAAAGCUGGCAUGCUCGUUGUUAGGGCUUACUUAUUUCAUCUAUCUUAUUAGAUCAGAUGCACAGCAAGCUUACAAAAAGCGGGCACACUGGAUCCCUGGAAACGCUUUCAUUUUGAGCGCCCUCACAAUUCAAGUUCUGUCCUACCUCGACACCUCCACUGUCAGCAUUUCAGAUACGCCCAAUUUUAGCGAGAUGGCAUUGCUGCUUGGUAAUCAUCUCCUAAUUGAAAGUGAAAGGCUCAUAAUCUGUGUGUUCAUAGGAUACUUACUGCCUGGAAUGGCUCGCCCUGGCUCCGGAGGCCAGUGGGGAGAUAUCUCUGCCUUGGUCAUCACUUUGAUAACUGAUAUCGGCUCCGAGCUCUACUUUCUUCAUAGGAGCAAAGAUCUUUUCCGACUCCUCACCGAGCAGAAAACCGUCCAAAAGAUAGACUAUGAUUAUAGAUUUGAAAUGGCAGAAGUAUUCAAGCAGCAACCUUCAAUUCGAACAUGGUUCAUGGUAUCCAGUGGGGGUAUAUUGGUAUCUGUUAUAUUACUCAUCCUUUUCUUAGGGUGCGCCAUUGUUGCAGGGAACACUAUUCGAGGAAUUCUUUCUCAAAGGAUUUCGGCGGCUCUUUCGACUGAGAAGACAGAAAAAAACUCAUGGAAAUGGAUUGAAGAAGAGGUGUUCAAAUCGUGGAUCUUGGCUCGUUCGUGCCGCCCCGAAUAUGUCAUAUCGAGGUCUGUGUUGAGCUCAGGAGCUGGCAUGGUAGUCACUUUUCGUAUUAUUUUGUCCUUGCUCAAAUUCAGUUUUGUGCAAUAUAAGAGUGUUGUUCUUCUUCGUGACGGGCUGGAUGGAUUGAGGAAGGCCAGAUUGGUAUUUCAGUACGGGUUCGUGUUAGUAGGGUGGAUAGUCGUAUGCUGGAGAUGGAUCACGGCCAUUGUCUACUUUCCGAGGCUGAAGCACACAAGGAGAUUCUUUGUCGUCGAGGAUUUCUGGACAAGGGCCAUCUCCCAGAAGAGAUUUGGCUGGAAAAUCUCUAAUGCUUUGCAGAGAGAAAAGAUUUCCAAGGAGAAAUUAGCUAACCGUAUCAGAUUGCGUGUUUAUCUGUGUUUGCAGCAUUCAGUGGAGAUUAUUGUGGCAGGUUUUCUGAUGGCUCUGCAGAGUAUGGUGGUGUUGUUGGGCAAAUUUUGUUGGGUUUUGUCGGAGAUUGCAAUCGGCAACAAUUUCGUCCGUAGAUGCGUUUUAGGAUGCCGAGACCUUAAUUUCUAUAAGUACACGGCUGUUGAAGCUGCCAAGCAUGACUAUGACGAGUUUGGCAAGUACCGCCAAGUUUUGAAGCGGGUCUGCAUGCCACAAGAAAGCGCAGCCAGUCUCUGGUUAGCCAGCAAGAAAUCUAUUCAACUAACGAAGGAGCGCAUGGAAGCCGGAUACAAGGACGCCAAAGAGUCGGCAGAUUUGGUUGAACUAAUCAGACAUUACAAAAUUUCAGGUACUGAAAGCGUUUUGAAUGAAUUUGAGUCAUUGCCACUUGUCAAAGCUUAUUUCCCCAAUCUGGAUAAAAUGUGCUGGAAGAUGACAGCUGUGUCUUAUCUCAACAUCAUAGCUAAAAUCUUUCCACGCUCUGAGGGUCUCCGCAGAAGCAUCAAAAUCUAUGAACAGGCAGAGGAUUUCAUGAAUUUUUUAGAUACUGCAGAGAUCGAAGCUGAUGAAAUGGACUUUCUAGACAGACUGGGGAUGGAGGCCGAUCAGAUGAGCAAGGCUGCAGACGCGGAGUUCAAGAUGCUGCAAAAAGAUGUUUCUAAAGAUAAAAUUAUAAAUAUUCCUACAGUGGAAGAGAUUCGAAGGCUAAAGCUUUUCGCUGAGCAGGUUCUGACAAAUAACAAGUUGCUUGAGAAAGAUGCGGAUGCUGAUGGUGUGGAGUUACAAGACUCCAAGGACUUGUUGAACAUAGCGCCCAGCUACAGCUUGUUCAGGGUGUGCAAGCACUUACUGGAUAGUCCUGAUGGCGAUGCGAUGGAUUUGGGGGACCUGUGGGAUAAAAUAGAAGCUAAUCUACGUAAUCUUUUUGCUCAUUGCGUUUCACAAGUAGCAUAUAAGCUGGUAAAUAACUGCAGGGAUUGGGCAAAGGAAUUUGAUGAAGAUAAAAUAUGGGAUGCAGUUUACACAGCAGGGAAGGUGAAGUGGGUGUUCGAAAUCUGCGAAGUGGAUACUCCACAGCCAGCUUGA
This is a messenger RNA of Cryptomeria japonica (Japanese cedar), 2238 nucleotides long. RefSeq lists its product as uncharacterized. The transcript has a single exon. The record is from RefSeq and is a predicted model, not a curated record. Lineage: Eukaryota; Viridiplantae; Streptophyta; Pinopsida; Cupressales; Cupressaceae. Bases 1 to 2238 code for a protein of 745 amino acids.